AUGAAGUUUACAACAUUGGUAACCAUCGCGUUUGUUGUAGUCCUCUUGCCAUCUUUCUCAGCUGCUCCGACCCAGUCAACGGUGGUCGUAAAACCUAAGGGACCGCCAUGCGACCAUGUCGAUCUCACGGAAUGCGCGUCAGCCUUAGCUUCUAGACAGAAACCAACGGCAAAGUGUUGCGGGCGACUGAAAGCACAAGUACCUUGUUUUUGUGCUUUCCUUAAAAAUGCAAAUUUACGUAAAUUCGUUACUUCUCCCACAGCUAAAAAGCUUCUAGCGGAUUGUCGUAUUCGUUAUCCUACUUGUUGA
Molecule: messenger RNA, 309 nt
Organism: Microthlaspi erraticum
Lineage: Eukaryota; Viridiplantae; Streptophyta; Magnoliopsida; Brassicales; Brassicaceae
Source: the annotation of a GenBank genome assembly